AUGCCAAAUCCUGCUAAAGCAAGUCAACGAGAAAAAGAAAUUGAUGCCGCUAGAUAUAAAGGAAAUUGGAAUGUAAUUCCCGAGCUUGCAAGGAAAUAUCGUAAACAUAAUCCUGCAGGAAUAGCACCUGAAAUACUUCUCGGAUGUCAACAAUAUUCAACUGGUGUAGAUAUUUGGAGUGUAGCCUGUAUAUUUGCUGAAAUGUUUUUGAAUGAUGCUUUAUUCAGAG
Entrophospora sp. SA101 is the source of this 229-nucleotide messenger RNA. NCBI's taxonomy places the organism in Eukaryota, Fungi, Glomeromycota, Glomeromycetes, Entrophosporales, Entrophosporaceae. The record is from the annotation of a GenBank genome assembly.